AUGCAACAACGGCAAAAUUAUCACGAUGAAAAUUAUCAUUUUCAAUCAUCAUCUACUUCUCAACAGCCAUUAUCAUCAUCCCUAUCUCAAUUAAAUUAUCAUUCUCAUCAGCAAAAACCAUCUUCAUCCAGAAUGGUCUUUAAUAAUAGUACAACGAAUGAUUUUCGACUCGAUAUGCAUCAUCCAUCAGCAUCAUCAUCAUCAUCUAUUCCAUUAAUUCAACAACAACAACAACAACAGACAGAGACAUUUGUUGUUGACAAUGUGCCAUUACCCUCUGUUGAGACAAAUGUCGAUAUCAGUAGAACAACAAGUGGUGGAGCAAAUGAUGAUGAAACAUUACAUAUGAAUAUGAGUGGUCAAACAGGUGGAAUAAGAACCCAGGGGAGAAUUGAUGUCAACGGUGAUCAUGUACAACAAAUAAUCAAUGUUUUAAAAGAAAAUUUAACAUCAACAUUUCCAUUUGCAUUAAUACUUGUUUUAAAAGCAUUCUAUGAUCAUAGCACUGGUAUAUUAAUGUUAGUAUUUUUCUCUGCCAGUAUAUAUCAUGCAAAUACAGUUAUUGUAGAACAAGCAGUACUAAAAUCUACUCGUCGUUUAUUUCCAAUUAUUCGUGUUAUAUCCAUAUUAACUGUUAGUUUAGUGUUAUUCCUAUAUUUAUUUCGAAAUGAAAAAUUUUACAAUAGUUUCAUAUUUUAUUUACCAAUAUAUCCUAAAUGGGAUCUGUGGACACUAUUAUGGGUAUUAUUUUCGACAUUUUGCAUUGUUAAAAUGUUUGUCAUGUUACUAAAAGCUGUAUUAAUUUUAUUACCGAGUAAUAAUAGUAAACAGUUCAUUUCAUAUCGUAAUCGUGGUUGUUAUUUUUCGAUUAUUGAAUAUACAUCACAAUUUUAUAUUAGUUUAUUGACAAUUCGUCCAUGGAUAGCAUUUAUCCUUGAUGGUAAUGAUCACAGUAUACUAUUCAGUGGGGUGAUGCUUAUAUUUUAUGGAAUCAUCAAAUCUUAUAAUGUAUAUAAAUCAGUUGUGGCAUUGAAACAAAGAAUUCAUGAAUCUUUACAAUCACUACCAUUUCCAUAUGCCACAUCCAGUGAAUUAGCACAUGUAGAAAAUAUGUGUCCAAUAUGUCGAUUUGAAUAUCAAGAUGCAAUACUUCUUCCAUGUAGACAUAUAUUUUGUGAAGAUUGUGUAACUGAUUGGUUAGAUCAAAAAGCCAGUUGUCCAUUGUGUCGAGCGAAAUUGACAAUUAGACAGUCAAAUUUUCGUGCUGGAUCUACGAGUGGCUAUUUAAUAUGGUACUAA
This is a messenger RNA of Didymodactylos carnosus, 1299 nucleotides long. The record is from the annotation of a GenBank genome assembly. NCBI's taxonomy places the organism in Eukaryota, Metazoa, Rotifera, Eurotatoria, Philodinida, Philodinidae.